AUGCCUCAAAGGCUGAACCAUUGGGAAAGCGUCUCUGCUGCACGGAAUUGUGCGCAACUGAGCGACAUUACCUUUACUGCUGAAGGAGUGGCAGAGUUUGCAGAAAAGUAUUUACUUCGGGUGACUUGUGGUGACGUAGGUACAUCAGCUGAGGUAGUGGAAAAAAGAUUGAAAGCCUCUUUUCAUCUUGGAAAAACGUGGGAUUGCGGUAUGUUGAUUCCCCAAUUGGAAGUCGAAUAUCACUGAUAGCCUUAUGGUUGUGCUACUGGAUGAAGCAGACGUUUUCCUAGAGGAACGAGAUAUGAAAGAUCUGAACAGAAACGCGCUAGUGUCUGUUUUCCUUCGCGAGUUAGAAUAUCACGACGGGAUUCUGAUCCUCACCUCAAAUCGAGUUGGAAAGUUCGACGAAGCGUUCAAGUCCAGACUUCAAUUACCUCUCCAUUAUGAAAACCUCGGACCCAGUCAACGCCGAAGGAUUUCGCGCAAUUUCCUCAUUCGCGUCAAGACCUUUGACAAUCCAGUUAUCGAUUUUGACGAUGUAAUAGACCACCUUGAUGACCUCGCCCCAGUAAAAAUGAAUGGAAGAGAAAUAAGGAAUGCCAUAACCACAGCAAGACAGCUAGCACAGUUCAAGGAGACAGCCCUUUCCUACACGCAUUUGCAACAUGUUAUUUGAGUAAGUGGAAAGUUUAGCGAGUAUUUGAAGGAUUUGAGACAUGGGUUGACAGAAGAUGAAUAUGUGCGAGAUGGUGGGUUAAGGUUGACGUACAAGGGCAAGACGAAUCUCCAAAAAGAAUGUCCGUUAUAG
Messenger RNA from Hymenoscyphus albidus, 808 nucleotides. NCBI's taxonomy places the organism in Eukaryota, Fungi, Ascomycota, Leotiomycetes, Helotiales, Helotiaceae. The record is from the annotation of a GenBank genome assembly.